Tetranychus urticae (two-spotted spider mite) is the source of this 1292-nucleotide messenger RNA. RefSeq lists its product as uncharacterized. Gene Ontology annotation, biological process: vesicle-mediated transport. Gene Ontology annotation, cellular component: membrane. Lineage: Eukaryota; Metazoa; Arthropoda; Arachnida; Trombidiformes; Tetranychidae. The record is from RefSeq and is a predicted model, not a curated record.
GGAUUUGACAUCUUACCAGUGUUGAAGAGGAAACUUUGUAUUGUUCAAAAUCACCAAAAUCUUCCAUUGUGUUAUAUUAUAAUCAUUUGCAUGAUCAGGAAAGUUGGUCACAAUUGUAUUUAAUGAGUACAAACAAAAUAUUUUUUCAAAAUAUGGCAGAAACCGAGAGACACUAACCAAACAUCUGAUCAGCUGUUGAUCACAUUUUUUUAUUUUCAAAUGAGUUAAGUUUCACAACAAGAAAAAAUGAAUCGAAUCGACCGAAUGAUAGGUUUCUUCGUAUGCAUAGGCAUGGGACUCAUAUGUUUCAUCCUUGCUGGUUUCUAUCUACCCUUUAUAGUUUUCAAAGCACGUAAAUUUUGCUUACUUUUUACACUAGGAAGUAUUUUAUGGGCACUCAGUCUUGCGUUUGUCAAUGGACCAGCUGAACAUUUUAAAACCAUAUUUUCAGCCGAAAAAAUAAUAUUCACUAUAACUUAUAUUGUAUCCUUACUAACAACUGUAUACGUUGCGGCCUUCAUGAAGAGUACUAUUCUCACUGUAAUUUUCUCAAUCAUUCAAAUACUCUCAUUAGUGUGGUACAUCUCGGGAAGUUUUCCUGGAGGAGCCUCAGGAAUAUUUUUUUUUACAAAAGGAUUCUCAAGAAUAGCCUCCCAAACUUUACCUGUUUAGUGAUAAAACACAAAAUCCCGUUUAAUUAUAAGUCUACGAAAUUUUAUUGCCAAGUUCCUAUCAAUCUUCAAACGAACUUUAUCCGACUUCUAAGUGUCUCCUUUCCGCUUGGUAUCCAUGGUAGGCUGGUUUGUUAAAAAUUGUUGCCAAUAUAUGGGUUUUGUGUUAAUAGAUUUUUUAACCGAAAUGACUGCUGAAUUAAAAUAUCAGAUGACCGAUUCUGGUGAUGCUUUCUCAUUGUUCAGAAAAGAUGGUGGUGGUAAAAUCAAUGUCAAAGAGUUUGGUGCUGUAAUGAAAAGCUUUAGAAUGGUCGAUUAACAAAUAACAAUUCUUGAACAUACGGACAUCCCAAAAUUUUUAAAGUUAUGAACAAUCAUUGAAAACUGUAUGAAAUCAUUCAACUUAAAGUCAGUGGGUAAUAAGAAGAUUGAUAGCUAAAAGAAGGAAGUUUAUUUAUUGAGAUGUGAAUGGUGCUGGGCGAAAAGUUGCUCUAAAUCCACUGAAAACAUUUAAAAAACUAAAAUAUUUUUCUUUGUAUAUUAUCAUUCAACCUACUCAAAUUUGAUCAAUUUUUAUUCUAUUUAUUUUCAUUGGUUAUUAAAUCAACUACUAUCCUUUAA